Messenger RNA from Centropristis striata (black sea bass), 6433 nucleotides. It is a transcript of the gene eif2ak3, whose product is annotated as eukaryotic translation initiation factor 2-alpha kinase 3. Gene Ontology annotation, molecular function: ATP binding; protein kinase activity; protein binding. Gene Ontology annotation, biological process: protein phosphorylation. The transcript has 18 exons. The coding region runs from base 309 to 3614 and encodes 1101 amino acids. The record is from RefSeq and is a predicted model, not a curated record. Lineage: Eukaryota; Metazoa; Chordata; Actinopteri; Perciformes; Serranidae.
GAGCAAUGAGAGGCCGAUUUAUUAUUUUUUAACGAACGCAGGGGUUUUACUGUCCAAUCCCAGUGUAGAAACAAGGCGGGACUUAGCGUUACCAAGGCAAGUCUUGAGUCAAGUAUAAAGGGAAUAACAUGGUGUCCCAGUGGCUGUUUAUGUUUACUUAAAGAAGGGAUUUGAAAGGGCGUUUUGCAAGACACGGCGAAGUUUUCUUUGUAGUUCCACUGUUUUUAGCACUUUACCUUUUUUAUGUUAAGAUUUACAAGGCCAGUGGCAUGUAAAUCGCAUAUUUCACUAAUGUGCCAGUCUUACAAAUGGAAAGGGGGCUUCACUUUGGAAACGUGAGCAUUUCCCUGGUGCUCCUGCUGUUGCUGAAAGCCCUCAUCGGAUUCGGGACUUCGCAAGCUCCGGGCUCCGCCAUCGGGAGGGAGUCGCAGUCCGCCACCCGGGGUUCAGGUCCGACCUCGGGGGAAGAUGGUGCAAGAGUCAUGGAGCGGAGCUUGGAGAACGUUGGCUCCCCGGUCAUUGUAGCAGACGUUACCGUGGAGGAUGACGAGAACGGGUCGGCGGGGGAGGCCGACGAAUCAAACGGAGAAAGUAGCGGAAACGUCCAACCGUCAAGGUCCCUUGUGAUCAUCAGUACCCUGGAUGGGCGGAUCUCUGCUUUGGAUCCUCACAACCAGGGCAGGAAGCAGUGGGACCUGGAUGUCGGCUCAGGGUGCCUGGUCUCAUCCAGCCUCAGCAAACCUGAGGUGUUUGGCAAUAAGAUGGUCAUCCCUUCACUGGACGGUGCCUUGUUCCAGUGGAACCGGGACAGAGAGAGUAUGGAGGCAGUGCCUUUCAGCGUGGAGUCCCUGCUGGACUCGUCUUACCGUAUCGGGGAGGACACUGUCCUGGUUGGGGGAAAAUCUCUUACUACCUAUGGUCUAGGUGCCUACAGUGGCAAGCUUCAGUACAUCUGCUCUGCGGUGGGCUGCAGUCGCUGGGGAGAUGAGGAGUUGGAGCCCGAAGAUGUUCUCCUGCUGCAAAGGACUCAAAAGACUGUGCGAGCCAUCAGGCCCCGAUCAGGGAUAGAGAAGUGGAACUUCAGUGUUGGAAACUUUGAGUUGAAGCUCCUUCCUGAGACGCAGUCUGGAAUGAACUUCCUGGAGGGAGAAGUUGCAAACGGCGAGGCCUGGAGGGAGAGUCAGCGGGUCAUCACUGAUGAACCAAAAGAGAAAAGGCAGGCAGAGAAACAGCAGGACCAGAACUUGGACCUCGUCAUCAAAGUGUCUGUUCCUGACUGGAAGGUCAUGGCCUUCAGCACCAAGCCUGAGGGACAGCUGGUCUGGGAACGUCAGUUCUGCACACCGAUUGCUUCGGCUUGGCUGGUAGGUGGGGGUAAAGUCACACCAAUCGCCCUGUUUGAUGACAAUGGCUACAGCAACCAGUCAGAAACUGAGGAGGAGGAGGACGACGACGAUUUGAAGAAGGCCAGAGUAGAUGAAGAGUCCAGUGUUUACCUUGGGAUGUACCAGGGGCAGCUCUACCUCCAGUCCUCAGUCAGGAUGAGUGAAAAGUUCCCUUCCCAAGCUAUUGGAUCAGAAAAGGACAUAAUCCCAUUACCCACGGUCAAAUGGAAGCCUCUAGUCCAUUCCCCAUCUCGGACACCAGCCCUGGUCGGCUCUGACGAAUUUGACAAGUGUCUGAAUAAUGACAAGUACUCCCAUGAUGAAUACAGCAACGGAGCCCUGUCCAUCCUUCAGUAUCCCUAUGACAACGGCUACUACUUCCCCUACAGCAAGCGUUACCGGGUGAAGCGCUACAGUGCCGUAAGCCUGAUAAACGGAAAAGGUGCUCAAGCUGAGAGUGGCAGGAAAAAGGACCCGGUGCUGUUGCUCCCCUGGUGGAAGGAGAUCCUCGGCACUAUCAUCUUCUGCAUCGCCGCCACAACUUACAUCGUCCGCAAAUUUUUCCACCCUCCCGCCCCUGUGGCCUAUGUGAGGCAACGUAAAGAGUCAGAGACACAGUGCCAGACAGACUGCAAGUUUGACCUUGAGGUUGUGGAAUCCAAAGAGCCGGUUGCUAUGGAGACCCGUUCCAACGAAUAUGUGUCCAGGUACCUCACUGACUUUGAGCCAGUGCAGUGCCUUGGCCGCGGGGGGUUCGGUGUUGUGUUUGAAGCCCGCAACAAAGUGGAUGACUGCAACUACGCCAUCAAAAGAAUUCGUCUGCCCAACAGAGAGCUGGCCCGUGAGAAAGUGAUGCGAGAGGUGAAGGCCCUGGCCAAGCUGGAGCAUCCGGGGAUUAUCCGCUACUUCAACGCCUGGCAGGAGAGUCCCCCCGAGGGUUGGCAAGAGGAGAUGGACCAGAGGUGGCUGAAAGACGCCAGUACCACGGACUGGCCAAUGAGCUUCCUUGACCACAUGGAGGCGCUGUCAGUCAAAGUUCCAGUGUCCAGCUCAGUGUCCCCUGUCCCUGGGCCCAGAGGAGAUGUUCUGGAGACCUCUGUGGAUGUGCGGGCCCUGCUCUCCAGCAGCAGCAGUGCAGUAGGUUUUGGUGUUGACGAUGGAGACCUGUCCUUCCAACCGCUGCUGGGCCAUGACAGCCUGAUGUCGGAGAGGGACAGCCAGGCCGACCCGGACGCCUCAGACACCCCCCACUCCUUCGAGCUCUGUCCUCCACGUGGCCCCAGCGACUGCACUUCUUCUUCCUUUGACAUCGUGUUCGAGGACUCGGGCUGUGACCGAGAUGCCGACGCAGAGACGGACUCGGCGUCCAGCGCAGCCAGUCCAAGCACGCUGACGGAGAAGAACAGCUCGUCUUCCUCGCACACCAGACAACAGGAAUCUGUCCCCCCCUCCUCUUCCUCUCCCCCCCGGCCAACCUCACUUACCCUGGCUCUCCCCACAAGUCCUCCAACCCAGCGAGUCCAGCCUUCUCCCAAGGUCUACCUGUACAUCCAGAUGCAGCUCUGUAGGAAAGAGAACUUGAAGGACUGGAUGGCUCAGCGUUGCCUCCCGGAACAAAGGGAACACAAUCAGUGUCUGGAUAUCUUUGUCCAGAUUGCAGAGGCCGUUGACUUCCUGCACAGCAAGGGACUCAUGCACAGAGACCUCAAGCCCUCCAACAUCUUCUUCACAAUGGACGACGUGGUGAAAGUGGGAGACUUCGGCCUGGUGACGGCCAUGGACCAGGAGGAGGACGAGGACGAGCCGAGCGCCCUGACGCCCGCCCCGCUCCUGACCCGGCACACGGGCCAGGUUGGCACCAAGCUCUACAUGAGCCCAGAGCAGCUCUCUGGAAACUCGUACUCUCACAAAGUGGACAUUUACUCUCUGGGUCUGAUCCUGUUUGAGCUGCUGUACCCUUUCAGGACGCAGAUGGAGAGAGUGAGGACACUGACAGAGGUGAGAGCACUGCGCUUCCCAGAGGUUUUCUCCAAAAACAACGUUCAGGAGCUGAGCAUGGUGCGCAGUAUGCUGUCGUGGAGCCCCAGCGAGCGUCCUGAGGCGGCCGAGAUCACAGGGACUCCCCUCUUCCAGGAGCUGGAGCUGCCCCGUUUGGCCAUGAGGCAGCGCUCCCGCACCUACAGCGCUUCAUCCAUGGGCCGCCCUUCACGCCAGACAUCGACUACCUGAAAGUCCCAAGACGCAAUAUGUAACCCCCAUUCCACAAUCCCCCUGUACCCCUCUCAUACCCACUGCUGGUCUGCAGCCUAAAAUAAACACCUCAGCCCCCUGCCAUUACACACUGCCUCAGACUUUAAACGCCAAGUACGACAAAUGUGCAGGAAUUUAUCUCUGACUUCAGAGUGAUGAGACUAAGUCCUGCACAGUUACUCUCCUUGGCAAACACACAUGCCGUUACAUAUUCGCACACCAUUAUGCUGCCCACGUUCCCAUUUUUAAUCACACUUACAAGAAAGAAUAUUUUAAAAGCAACAGCCGUUCUGUAAUGUUCACGACCAGACUUGGCUCAAGUGGUACAAGCAAAUAAUUCUUAGUGGUUAUUUUAAAUGGCUCUGAGUACCAGAUGGGCAGUGUGUAAUGUGGCCAGUCAGCUCGGAGUAGACUGAGCUAUUAUCAACAGAACAUUAUAGCUCAAUGAUUUUGAAAAUGUUUACCUGAUUGUUUUGAUUAAGUGGCAUUCUCCUCACUCCUCCUGACAUGGCAAACUUGAUCAUCUGGUACUCUAUGACAAAUAUGCUAAGAACUAUUUAACAUAUGUAUGGAUGUCAGUCUGGUCACAACACGCUGCUUGCUCGCAACAUUCAGCCAGUGUUCACUCACCCACACGACACCUCAGGUAUCAAAACCAAGAGGACACUCCAAAGGGGCCUUUGAUGCUUGAUCAUCCUAUCUACUAGUGGCUAAUACUGAUCACUGGUACGAGCACUAACUGGUGUUCCGACACCCAAUAUGCCUGAUUUGGGAGACCAAAAAAGACCAUCUUUUUUCCUAUGUGUUUUUUUAAAUAAGAGAGGGUGAUGUAUUGCGUAGAGAAGAGUUUAUGAAUCCAGAUCAGAUAUGAUUUGCCUUUAGAGAGGGGCCUUCGGCCUCCUCUGAAUGAAUGCUGAGCCCUGGGCUCCUGUCUUUUUUGCAUGUACCUGAUAGGAAGGUGAAGGGGUGAGUGAGUUUGUUAUCUUAAAGCCAGUACCUGGAAGCAGUUUUUCUGUGUGUAAAUUUACACAUUGAAUCUGAGGUGCUCAAUCAUUUUCCAACACCUCCUCUUUGCUCUAUGUAUAUAAAUGAAGGGAAAAAUCUGUUUAUAUCUUUUUCUUGUUAAUUCAGAAGAUAUGUUUGAUCAAUCCUGUACAUAUUGUAAGGCGCCAUUGCUUGUAAAUGGCUUUUUCCAUGAGGCAACUGUAAGAUAGUGUGAUAUACUGUAAGAGAGGGAACAAAGAGGAGACGAUCUCUGCCAUUAAUGGAUAGCUGAAUGUUACAGUGUGACCUCCUCAGAGACAGAUGAUGGUGGUCACCUCUUCUAGCUGUUUGAAAUUAUUCUCAGUGUUUGUUUUCACACAUGUGGGUCACCAAGUGGAAGGGGUUUGCCCUGCAUUGAGCACCGGAGUAGAACCUGCAGGACCAGAGUGCCAUUUGAAAGUCAGUUAAGUGUACUUUUCUGAAACUGAUAACUCACCUCACACUUUUUUUUUAAAAAACGUGCUACUGUGCUCCAACCCCAUCCAGCUGGUGUUCCCUGUGAAACACCACAAAUACUGAGGUCUGCAGCCUUCCCAUGAUGAGGAAACAUAGCAUUUAGGAUGAUACUGUUUAAUCCCCUUUACAUUGUCUACUGGGGACCUGGACCUGAUGUUGGUCAUGUGAUCCACAUAAGCAUUUGUUUUAUGUACAUAAGAAGUGCUGGGAGAGUCACAUGACCCGUUUGUAACUUCACACACACAAACUGCUAAUUGUAAUGUGCUUUCAAUGAUUGUACUUUUCUAAGGAUCUUCUCUCUCUUCUUUUUUUAGUAAUAAGCGCAGUUUUUUGAUUAUUCUGCAGGGUUUUUUGAUUACUGUAAAGUCUUGACUGUCUCGUACAGGAUGUCAAGAUGUUCGUUCAUGCAUCCACUCAGCCCACGGAAGAUGAGUCAUUCUUAAAUGAUCAGUUAUCUCUUCAGAGUUUUAAAACCGACUGUACUCCCACCAUGAUAAGGGUGGAGGCUGGGAAGUUUAGUUCCAUAAUGGCAUAUCCUCAUGUAAGGGGGGCAAAAUGUGAAGACUCAUUCCGCAAAUUCAGACAAAAGUUGCUUUGUGGAGGACAGUAUGUUGGUACUGUUAAGUGUUGACAGUGUAACACCUUUUGUAGAAUUCAUUUGAUAUUCCAAAGGAAUUCAAUAAUGGCUCCAGGAUUAAUCCUACUUCCUGCAAAGUUAGUUCAAAGGAUUAUGAUGUUUUUUUUUUGUCAACUUGAUAGAACUCAGUUCCUUUGAGAAUAGUUAUUUAAAGACUUGUUUGUGGAGGAUUUACUAAAGUAAAGAGGGAUUAUUUAACCACUUAAAUCACCUACAGUCAAUAGCUUGUCAACUUUAUCCCAUUAACAUUUAAAACAGCAUUACUGGCAAUAGUGUAUUAUUAGGGAUUCCCUUCUUUUCACUCAAACCAAGAAAAUGUGAUUAUACUGUAGGUUUUUCAUGUUUUGUUGAAUUGUGUUUAUCCUCCUUCCACUUCCGUCCAGGUAGCUUUUCCCGAGGACAGUUCAAUUUAAAAACCCAGAACCCUUCUGUCAACCUCUGAUGCCUCUGUCUGGAUAUGUAGUUGCCUGUUUCUGUGCACAAACCCCCAUUCUCUGUCCAUGUUGAAUUGUAAAUAUGUUUAUUUGCUUUAUUUAUGUUUCGAUGCCGUGAUCAAUCCUUUUUGGGUUGGUGUUAUUAUGAAUGCGCUUCAUGCGAUGGAGCGCGUUGGAAUAUGAUGACUUCUUACAAGUCUAAAUUUAAUAAACUGUUCUAUACCGUU